UUGAACCGUCUCAGCGCGUGUGGAGCUCGUGUAUGUAACGUCAGCCGCGUGUGGGUGCCAGUGUGACGUCACGUGUGUGUUGGAGGGCGAUCUUAAUAGAUGUUUCUUAUAACUUCAGUGUUAAUAAGGGUUUUCAUCCUAAAUCCAAAUCUAAAACAGAAUUGCUAGCGGGAUGUAUACACAGUCUAUUCUUCAACAGAAUACCUUUGACUGUCUCGCCUGAUUAAUUAACUCUGACAAUGUUGAGGUGACCCUUCCCCUAACAGCCAGAGUCAUUCAGACAGUUGAUCGCUGAGAAGAAUUAUGUUUGCUCGUCUUUAAAGUUCACCAAGAGACGGCUGGACGAAGCUGAUGUGGAGGUCAGAGUGUCUCAGUUAAAGGGCCGAACCUCCUGCGGUUGCCGCUGCAUCCUCCGACCACGGAUAGCGCCGUGGGGGCCUCCGGCUACCGGUGGCGCUGCGGGGAGCUCCAGCCACGGUUGGCGACAUGGCGACCUCCGAGCACUGGUGGCGCUGCGGCGAACUCCUGGUAAGCGCAGGCGCAGUGCCGCCCCCAGGUGAUUUUGGUGGUGUUCCGUUCGGUCGCAGGUUAAAAAUGACAAGGAAUUUGUCUACGGGAAUCUCAAACACAACACGCCAGUUUUGCUGUUUCUGUCCAGAUGUUUAAGAAGUGGAGCAAGGGAUUCACUUGAUCAUCCUUCCUGCUCAGACUGUGGGGAGCGAUUCACUCGAACAUGUGACUGACUUUGAUUUUACACAGGGGGGAGCCCACUCAUCUGAUCAGACAGUGAGAAUGGAUUCAGUCGGUCAUUUCAACUGAAAGUACAUCAGCAAGUUCACACUAGGCAAGGCCAUUCACCUGUUCUGUGUGUGAGAAGGGAUUCAGUCAGUCUUCCCACCAGUGGACACACCAGUUAGUUCACACUGGGCAGAGGUUGGUCAUCUGCUGAAUUUGUGGGAAAGGAUUCUGUCAGUCAUCUGACCUAAUGGCUCACCAGCGAGUUCACACCGGGGAGUGGCUGUUCCCCUGCUCAGACUGUGAGAAGGGAUUCACUUGUUCAUCUAAACUGAAGGUACAUCAGAGAGUUCACACUGGGGAGAAGCCGUUCACCUGCUCAGACUGUGAGAAGGGAUUCACUUGUUCAUCUAAACUGAAGGUACAUCAGAGAGUUCACACUGGGGAGAAGCCGUUCACCUGCUCAGACUGUGGGAAAGGAUUCACUCAGUCAUCCCACCUACAAGCACACCGGUCAGUUCACACAGGGGAGAGGCCAUUCACCUGCUCACUGUGUGGGAAGGGAUUCACUCGGUCAUCUCAACGACAGAGACACCAGCGAGUUCACACUGGGGAGAGGCCGUUCACCUGCUAUGAAUGUGGGAAGCUAUUCACUCAGUCAUCUAACCUUAUGUAACUCUCGCUUCGGCUAGCAGCUUAGUAUAGGGGGUGAUAGCACCCCCAGCCCAGCCAAACUUAAGAAAUCUCGUUUGGGUGGAUGCUGCGUGAUGUGUCCCCUGUUACAAGUCAGUACCUCAAAAUAACAAACGGUACACAAUAUGCGAGUAAAUGAUUGAGCUUUAUAAUUCUUACUUUGACUAUAAGGUUAGUGAAGUAAACAAAAAAAAAGAAAAAGGGCCCACUCUCACCAUUCACGUCUUCUCAUCUCUCCCCAGCAAAAGACCACGAAAAUCUCUCUUCCAGACUCACAAGAAAGAAUAUUUCUCUCCUUGGAUAGCCCCACAUUCCAAAACCCUGUUAUCUCCAGUCAUAACCUAAACAUUGCUGCUGCAGAGAAACCAUUACCUCAGCAGUGAAACAUUACAGAGAGGCCAUUACAUGAGCAGUGAAACCUUACAGCAUGUUACACUUGUGACACACUACCGGGUUCAGACUGGGGAGGAAGUUUCAAUAAGCUUUAUACUGGGUAUUUGUCCAUCACCAUUGCUGAAUGCAAUUUCGAGAGUGACUGUCAGUGCUGAACUCUGCAAUUAUUGCUGCUGCUCACAACACCCAGUUCUGCACUCUGGUCACUGGGCAUUGGAGGAGUUUCUUCUGCAGCAUAUUCAUCUUUAAUGGGACUGGAGUUUAAUAUUCUGGAUCUGAGACAAAUGAAUCAGUUCUAUUUUCAACUCUGUCUUCGCUACUUAGUGAAUUUAUAACACAACUAGUGUACAGUAGAGAGCCAACUCAGGCUGGCUGGAUCCUACCAGUGAUUCAGUUCCAUGACAGUCCUUUUAAAUCCUCCCCUGUGGUUCCCCUCUCGCUCUCCCUGUGGUGAUGAGUUCCAAACAGUCAUCAAUCUGUGGGUGAAGAGGUUUCCCUUGAAUUUUCCGCAGACUGAAGAAACAUAGAAACAUAGAAAAUAGGUGCAGGAGUAGGCCAUUCGGCCCUUCGAGCCUGCACCGCCAUUUAUUAUCAUCAUGGCUGAUCAUCCAACUCAGAACCCCGCCCCAGCCUUCCCUCCAUACCCCCUGACCCCCGUAGCCACAAGGGCCAUAUCUAACUCCCUCUUAAAUAUAGCCAAUGAACUGGCCUCAACUGUUUCCUGUGGCAGAGAAUUCCACAGAUUCACCACUCUCUGUGUGAAGAAGUUUUUCCUAAUCUCGGUCCUAAAAGGCUUCCCCUCUAUCCUCAAACUGUGGCCCCUCGUUCUGGACUUCCCCAACAUCGGGAACAAUCUUCCUGCAUCCAGCCUAUCCAAUCCCUUUAGGAUCUUAUACGUUUCAAUCAGAUCCCCCCUCAAUCUUCUAAAUUCCAACGAGUACAAGCCCAGUUCAUCCAGUCUUUCUUCAUAUGAAAGUCCUGCCAUCCCAGAAAUCAAUCUGGUGAACCUUCUUUGUACUCCCUCUAUGGCAAGGAUGUCUUUCCUCAGAUUAGGGAACCAAAACUGCACACGAUACUCCAGGUGUGGUCUCACCAAGGCCUUGUACAACUGCAGUAGUACCUCCCUGCUCCUGUACUCGAAUCCUCUCGCUAUAAAUGCCAGCAUACCAUUCGCCUUUUUCACCGCCUGCUGUACCUGCAUGCCCACUUUCAAUGACUGGUGUAUAAUGACACCCAGGUCUCGUUGCACCUCCCCUUUUCCUAAUCGGCCACCUUUCAGAUAAUAAUCUGUUUUCCUAUUUUUGCCAUUAAAUUGGGUAACUUCACAUUUAUCCACAUUAAAUUGCAUCUGCCAUGAAUUUGCCCACUCACCCAACCUAUCCAAGUCACCCUGCAUCCUCUUAGCAUCCUCCUCACUGCUAACACUGCCACCCAGCUUCGUGUCAUCCGCAAACUUGGAGAUGCUGCAUUUAAUUCCCUCAUCCAAGUUAUUAAUAUAUAUUGUAAACAACUGGGGUCCCAGCACUGCGCCUUGCAGUACCCCACUAGUCACCGCCUGCCAUUCUGAAAAGGUCCCGUUUAUUCCCACUCUUUGCUUCCUGUCUGCUAACCAAUUCUCCACCCACACCAAUACCUUACCCCCAAUACCGUGUGCUUUAAGUUUGCACACUAAUCUCCUAUGUGGGACCUUGUCAAAAGCCUUUUGAAAAUCCAAAUAUACCACAUCCACUGGUUCUCCCCUAUCCACUCUACUAGUUACAUCCUCAAAAAAUUCUGUGAGAUUCGUCAGACAUGAUUUUCCUUUCACAAAUCCAUGCUGACUUUGUCCGAUGAUUUCACCGCUUUCCAAAUGUGCUGUUAUCACAUCCUUGAUAACUGACUCCAGCAGUUUCCCCACCACCGACGUUAGGCUAACCGGUCUAUAAUUCCCCGGUUUCUCUCUCCCUCCUUUUUUAAAAAAAGUCGAGCUGAUUGCAGUUCUGUCUAAGUUGUUCUUCACCCCUCAAAUCUCUGGGCUGAGGAAGAAUGACAUUGGCAGUGAACCUCCUUAUUCAGGGCUCACUUCCACAUCAUGGGUCAUUUUCCCUGCCUCUGAAGGGUUGUUAGGAAACACCACUGUCCUCUAACGAUUGAAAGCAGUAAGGGAAACCAUUACUUGGCUGUUCAAUGGAGCAGGAUGAGAAAUGUUGAUUCCCAUCCAUAGAUGCUGCCUGACAUGCUGAGCACCUCCACCACUUUGUGUGUAGUUCUCUAGAUUUCUAGCAUUUGCAGGUCCUCUUGUUUCCCAGAUACUUAUAUGUUUCUUGAAUGAACAAGCCAGGAACAUGCUGGUAGUGGGGUUCUCGCUCUGUUGGUAAAAAAUAAAUUAAAUCAUUAGAAAGAGGUGGGAUAGGGUUGGAAGGUGUAGAAUCUCUGUGGGUAGAAUUAAGGAAUAGCAAAUGUAAAGAAAAUCCCUGAUAGGAAUUGUGUAGAGACCUCCAAACAUUGUGGUCCACGAAUUACAAUGGGAGAUAGAAAAUGCGUGCCUAAAGGCCAAUGUUACAAUAGUCAUGGGGGAUUGUCAUGCAGGUGAUUAGGAAAAUUAGGAUGGUGUUGGUCCCAAGAGGAGGAAUUCUUCGAAUGCCUACAAGAUGCUUUUUCAGAGCAGCUCGUGGUUGAGCCCACUUGGGGAUCAGCUAUUCUGGAUUGGGUGUUGUAAUGAACCGGAAUUAAUUAGGUCACUUAAAUUCAAAGAACCCUCAGGGGCAAGUGAUCUUAAUAUGAUCAAAUUCACCCUAACUUUAGAGAAGGAGAAGCUAAAGUCAGAUGUGGAAUAUAGACAAUUAGAGAGGCAUGAGAGAAAAAUUGGUCAAAAUUGAUUUUGAAAGGAACAUGGGCAAGGAUGAAAACAGAGCAGCAAUGGCUGGAAUUUCUGGGAGCAAUUCGGAAGGCACAGGAUAUACACAUCACAAAGAAGAAGUAAUAUUCUAAAGGUAAGGUGAUAAAACGGUGGCUGACAAGAGAAACCAAAGACAAAAGAGAUGUGGAGGCUUUAGCAAUGAUCUUUCAAGAAUCGUUAAGGAAAUUUAUCCUCAGAAGUUUUUUCCUUCACUACUCCCCCUCUCCCAGUUUCACCUAUCACCUACCACUUCUUCCCCCUCUUUCACCCCAACAAUUCUUCCUCUGAUGUCUCAUAUUUUCCCCAGUCCCGAUGAAGGGUCUCGGCCUGAAACGACGACUGUUUACUAUUCCCCAUAUAUGCUCCCUGGCCUCCUAGGUUCCUCCAGCAUUUUGUGUAUGUGUUGCUUGGAUUUCCAGCAUCCAUCAGACCAUAAGACAAAGGAGCAGAAGUCAGCCAUUAGGCCUAUCCAUAGAGUUUCUCCUGUUUUUGAUAAAAGCAAAAGCGGGGACAUAUGAUAUAACAAGAAAAUAGUGGGAAGUUAGAGGAUUGGAAAGCUUUUACAUAACCAACAGGCGACAACUAAAAAAAAACACACAGGAGAGACAAGAUGAUAAAUUAAGGUAAGUGAGCAAAUAACAUCAAGUAUCAAAAGUUGUUCAGAUAUAUGAAGAGUAAAAGAGAUGCAAGAGUUGAUAUUGUACCACUGGAAGAUGGUGCUGGCAAGUUAGUAAUAGAGAAAAGAAAUAGUGGCCGAAUGUAAUAAGAUUUUGUGGCAAUCUUCACUGUGUAACACACUAGCAGUAUAAGACCAUAAGACAUAGGAGCAGAAUUAGGCCAUUCCAUAAGACUAUAAGACAAAGGAGCAGAAGUCGGCUAUUCGGCCCAUCGAGUCUGCUCCGCCAUUCUAUCAUGGGCUGAUCCAAUCUCCCAUUCAGUCCCAUUCCCCUGCCUUCUCACCAUAACCUUUGAUGCCCUGGCUACUCAGAUACCUAUCAAUCUCUGCAUUGAAUACAUCCAAUGACUUGGCCUCCACUGCCGCCCGUGGCAACAAAUUCCAUAGAUUCACCACCCACUGGCUAAAAAAAUUUCUUUGCAUCUCUGUUCUGAAUGAGCGCCCUUCAAUCCUUAAGUCAUGCCCUCUCGUACUAGACUCCCCCACCAUGGUAAACAACUUUGCCACCUCCACUCUGUCCAUGCUUUCAACAUUAGAAAUGUUUCUAUGAGGUCUCCCCUUAUUUUUCUAAACUCCAAAGAAUACAGUCCAAGAGCGGACAAACAGUCCUCAUAUGUUAACCCUCUCAUUCCCGGAAUCAUUCUAGUGAAUCUUCUCUGUACCCUCUCCAACGUCAGCACAUCCUUUCUUAAAUAAGGAGACCAAAACUGCACACAGUACUCCAAGUGCGGUCUUACCAGCGCCUUAUAGAGCCUCAACAUCACAUCCCGGCUCCUAUACUCUAUUCCUCUGGAAAUGAAUGCCAACAUUGCAUUCGCCUUCUUCACCACCGACUCAACCUGGAGGUUAACCUUAAGGGUAUCCUGCACGAGGACUCCCAAGUCCUGUUGCAUCUCAGAACUUUGAAUUCUCUCCCAUUCAGCACCAUCGAGUGUGCUCUGCCGUUCUAUCAUGGCUGAUUCCAGUUCUGAAUCAACCCCAUGAACCUGCCUCCUUGGCAUAUCCUGUAAUGCUCUGACUGAUCAGCAAACUAUUAGCUUCUGCCUUAAAUGUACCCACAGACUUGACCCCCACCGCUGUCUGUGUCAGAGAGUUCCACAGAUUCACUGCUCUCUGACUAAAUAAAAUCCUCCUUAACUACUCUAAAAGGUCACUCCUCAGUUUUGAGGCUGUGCCCUCUGUUAUGGCUACCCCCACCAUACGAAAAGUCCUCUCCUCAUCCACCCUAUCUCGACCUUUCCACAUUCGGCGGGUUUCAGUGAGAUUUACCCCCCACAGCCGCAUUUAUUAAACAUAGGUCAGUACAGGAGUACAGGCCCAAGGCUGGCAAAUGCUCCUCAUAUCUUAACCCCUUCAUUCCCAGAAUCAUCUUCUUGAAUAUCCUCUGGACUCUCUCCAAUGACAACACACCUUUUCUGAGAUAUGGUUCUCACAUACUCUAAUUACGGCCAAAGUAGUGUCUUAUAAAGUACCAGCAUUAUCUCCUUGCUUAUAUAUUCCACUUCACUUUAAAUAAAUGCCAGCAUUGCAUUUGCCUUCUUUACCACGGACUCAACCGUGGAAGUCUUGCCCGAGGAAUCAUAUUUCCUUCUGUACUUCUGUUGUUUGAACCUUCUCCCCAAUCAGAUAAUAGUUCACUAUAGUUCCUUUUGCCAAAAUGCAUUAUCGUACAUUUCCCAAUAUUGUAUUCCAUCUGCCACUUGUUUGCCCAUUUUCAGAUUUGUCUGUGUCCUGCUGCAAUCGCAUUGCUUCCUCAGCACUACCAACGCCUCCACCUAUCUUUGUAUCAUCCGCAAACCUUACCACAAAGCCAUCAAUUCCAUUAUCCAAAUCACUGACAAACAAUGUGAAAAGUAGCGGACCGAAUACUCAGCCCUGAAGACCACUAGUCACUGCUCGCCAACCAGAAAGGGCUCCUUUUAUUCCCAUUCGCUGCCUCUUGGCUGUCAGCCAUUCCUCUAUCCAUGCCAGUAUUUCUUCUGAUCUUUAUCCUUUUAAGCAGUGUCAUGUGUGACACCUUAUCAGAUACCUUCUGAAAAUCCAAGUAAAUGAUAUCCACUGCCUCUCGUUUGUCCAUCCUGCUUAUGACUUCCUCAAAGAACUCUAACAGAUUUGUCAGGCAAGAUUUCCCUGUACAGAAGCUAUGCUGACUUUGACUUACUUUAUCAUUAGUCUCCUAGUAUCCCAAAACCUCAUCUGUUAUGAUUGGUAGGUGGGAAGCCUUCAAAGGGGAAAAUCUGAGAGUGCAGAGUUUGUAUGUUCCUGUCAGGCUUAAAGGCAAAUUGAAUAGGAAUAAGGAACCUUGGUUCUCAAGGAAUAUUGCAACUCUGAUGAAGAGGGAGUUGUAUGAAAUGUAUAGGAAACGGGGUAAAUCAGGUGCUUGAGGAGUAUAAGAAGUGCAAGAAAAUACUUAAGAAAGAAAUCAGGAGGGCUAAAAGAAGACAUAAAGUUGCCUUGGCAGUCAAAGUGAAAGAUAAUCCAAAGAGCUUUUACAGGUAUAUUAAGAGCAAAAGGAUUGUAAGGGAUCAAAUUGGUCCUCUUGCAUGGUUGGCUAUGUGCAGAACCAAAGGAAAUGGGGGAGAUCUUAAAUAGGUUUUUUGCGUCUGUAUUUACUUAGGAAACUGGCAUGAAGUCUAUGGAAUUAAGGGAAACUAGUAGUGAGAUCAUGGAAACUGUACAGAUUGAAAAGGAGGAGGUCCUUGCUGCCUUGAGGAGAAUUAAAGUGGAUAAAUCCCCGGGACCUGACAGGGUGUUCCCUGGGACCUUGAAGGAGACUAGUGUUGAAAAUGCAGGGGCCCUGGCAGAAAUAUUUAAAAUGUCGCUGUCUACAGGUGAAGUGCCGGAGGAUUGGAGAGUGGCUCAUGUUGAUCCAUUGUUUAAAAAAGGAUCGAAAAGUAAUCCGGGAAAUUAUAGGCCGGUAAGUUUAACGUCGGUAGGAAGUAAGUUAUUGGAGGGAGUACUAAGAGACAGAAUCUACAAGCAUUUGGAUAGACAGGGACUUAUUAGGGAGAGUCAACAUGGCUUUGUGCGUGGUAGGUCAUGUUUGACCAAUCUAUUGGAGUUUUUCGAGGAGGUUACGAGGAAAGUGGAUGAAGGGAAGGCAGUGGAUAUUGUCCACAUGGACUUCAGUAAGGCCUUUGACAAGGUCCCGCAUGGGAGGUUAGUUCGGAAAAUUCAGUCGCUUGGUAUACAUGGAUAGGUGGUAAUUUGGAUUACACACUGGCUCAAUGGAAGAAGCCAAAGAGUGGUAGUGGAGAAUUGCUUUUCCGAGUGGAGGCCUGUGACUAGUGGUGUGCCACAGGGAUCAGUGCUGGGUCCAUUGUUAUUUGUCAUCUAUAUCAAUGAUCUAGAUGAUAAUGUGGUAAAUUGGAUCAGCAAGUUGCUGAUGAUACAAAGAUUGGAGGUGUAGUAGACAGUGAGGAAGAUUUUCAGAGCCUGCAGAGGGACUUGGACCAGCUGGAAAAAUGGGCUGAAAAAUGGCAGAUGGAGUUUAAUACAGACAAGUGUGAGGUAUUGCACAUUGGAAGGACAAACCAAGGUAGAACAUACAGGGUUAAUGGUUAGGCAUUGAGGAGUGCAGUGGAACAGAGGGAUCUGGGAAUACAGAUACAAAAUUCCCUAAAAGUAGCGUCACAGGUAGAUAGGGUCGUAAAGAGAGUUUUUGGUACAUUGGCCUUUAUUAAUCAAAGUAUUGAG
This is a messenger RNA of Mobula hypostoma (lesser devil ray), 9071 nucleotides long. RefSeq names its product zinc finger protein 239-like. NCBI's taxonomy places the organism in Eukaryota, Metazoa, Chordata, Chondrichthyes, Myliobatiformes, Myliobatidae. Gene Ontology annotation, molecular function: DNA-binding transcription factor activity, RNA polymerase II-specific; RNA polymerase II cis-regulatory region sequence-specific DNA binding. Gene Ontology annotation, cellular component: PcG protein complex; transcription regulator complex; chromatin. The coding region runs from base 986 to 1411 and encodes 141 amino acids. Gene Ontology annotation, biological process: regulation of transcription by RNA polymerase II. The record is from RefSeq and is a predicted model, not a curated record. The transcript is spliced from 2 exons.